Molecule: messenger RNA, 909 nt
Organism: Alternaria burnsii
Lineage: Eukaryota; Fungi; Ascomycota; Dothideomycetes; Pleosporales; Pleosporaceae
Product: vit family domain-containing protein
Exons: 2
Coding region: 1-909 (302 amino acids)
Source: RefSeq, a predicted model, not a curated record
AUGGCGCCACUGGCAAGCGUGCACUAUACAGCGCCAGUGCCACGCACAGCAUCCGCUUUACCGAUGACAACAACCACAGCAUCGACUUCGGAUCCAGCAGAGUGUCGAAACAAGGACUUGCUCGAUUACAUCCAAAGAUCAAUCGAUCAAGAUGAAGAGUUCCAUUUCUUGCGCUUCGAGAAGCUGCAAAGGACCAACCUCGUCGCGUUGCAGAUGAAGCUUAUUCGCACGAAGGACGCGUUGUCAAAGGCGUCAACUAUCUCCGAUGAUGAUCUUGAGAAACUGAGAGCGACUUUGGAGCAAUAUGGCAAGCAUACCCGCAUCGCUUCGUAUACUACCGCAAUACAAAACUACCACUCCCUGCGAGACAGAAAGAGUCUAACCUUGAACGACGCAGUGAAAAGAGAACUCGUGUUGCAGCGCUACUUUCAAUCUCAGGUCAAAGACAUAGGUGUAUUCAAAUCGCACUACUCAUACUUCGACGUAACGGAUGUCAAGAUCGAUAGCCUACGAAGCUUACUGAUGGAGCGACUACCGGUAUGGAUGACCUACUCACGCAACGAACGAUCAACCCGCAGAAGGGAAUAUAGAGAUGGCAAACCACCAAAGGAAGUUUCCGGUUCUGUUGAUCGACUGUGUCGCUUCAUCAUUGCUGCGAUCGGUGGACUCUUCCUUGUUGGACCGAUGUUGAUCAUGGCUAUCCGACCGUCGACGGCGAAAAGCCUUAUAACGGUGUCGGCAUCUGUGUUUCUGUUCGCUGUUCUGUUGACCUUUGGGGUACGAGUGACUAAUAUUGAGGGGCUUGUAUCUACAGCGACAUAUGCUGCUGUUCUUGUGGUCUUUGUCGGUUCUAGCACUGGCGGUGGCAACGAGGCUGUGAGGCUCGCGAGUAAUGGCACGUUAGCGUAG